GUUGUGACAUCAUAAAGGCUGCGCCUCUUCUGUGAACAAUCUCAAGCGUCCUGAGGUGUAUUUUGCAAAUGUGCUCCAAUAACAUGGCACGUUUCCAGUCAAACGGGGGAAAAUCUACUAUAGUAAAGAUGGAGAUUAUGAAAGAAGAGAGUGAAGACAUGAGAGUAACAGACACAAAAUUGAAAAAUGAAGAUACUGAGCAACAAAGAGCUCCAGUGGCGCUGGAUUUGUGGUGGCCCUCCCUCACACGGAGGCUGCUCGGAAGCCUCGGAUCACAAUCCAUCCAAAAAGAAACCCAAGAUCCACCGGAGGUGUAUGUUAGGUUUAAGGGAGGACCCAUCACUAUAAUGAAAAUUGCGACCAUGGCAGGUGAUGACGAAAUGGCACAUGCCCCUGCUGAUGCGCGUGAAGGCCAACGUGACAAUGAGAGAAUGAUCAUGUCGGCGAGAAGUGGGAGGACAAUUAAAAGAAUCCCUCAUAAAUAUAGCUCAGAUGUGGCUGUUGUGUCUACAGUUCAGACUGACGAUGCAGCAUCAGACCAGCCAAACACUCAGACUGAAGUAUGGCCAAAUGAUGAGGAAGCAGGAGAACCCACCUCACAGGUUUUUCUUCGAAAAGCAAAACAAACCAUUGAAAUCCAAAAAGAGAAGAUUGUUCACCUUGAGGAAAAGGUGAAAUCUCUAACUGAAGAGAGAAAUUAUCUCCGGGAAAGACUACAGGAUGCUCUUAAUCUGAAAGGUGAAGCAGUUCAAAGUAAUCCACCUCAACACUUGCUGACUCCACCAUCAUCUUCAGCUGCAAAGAAUGUGGACCGUUCUUCAGAAUCUUCUGAUUCUUCUGAUUCUGAGCCCACUCCAAAGAAAAAAAAUAAGAGUGAUAAACAGAGAGGAAGAAUAAACAAGAAGAAAUCAAAGAAACUGAUGGCGAACUAUUCCAAAAGAGUAAGGACCCCUGAAGAUUCUAUCAAGCGGUACUACAAUGUACUGAAGCUUGUAAAACAAGGCCUGACUAAGACUGAAGCCUACAACAGACUUAAUGUUGACAGGAACACUAUAGUAAUUCAGGCUCCCAUUGCUGAGUUAGCGGCAGCUAACCCAGAAGCUUUCAAAGCAUUGAGGGAAAGCUUUAAAAAAGGUGAUAGCGUCCAAAAGUUUGCUGAAAGUUGUCUCACACAGUGCAGACUUCACCCCAAUGUGGAUGUAAUUCAUAAUAAGAAGGAAAUCGAUGACCUACUGGAUAUUAGUAAAAAGUGAGGUAAACCUGUGUUAUGCUGCGUAUCCUCAGCAAUUACUUUGUUGCUGGGGCAUACUUGUGUAGAAAAAAGGUUAUAAGGUUAUUGUAUUGCUAAAAGGUUUUUACUGUUGACUGUUCAUGUUCGUAUUAAUUGGGUAAUUGUACAUUUUGAUAGUUUAAAUCCUAAUAAAGUAAAUGGACAUGUGAUAGUUUUGAUACCAGGGACUAAAAAUGGUUCAAGGACAUUUUGAAAUGAAAAACGAAAACUGGAACAAAGUGAUUUUCAGUUGUUCCAGAGUGAAAACAUUAUUUUUAAAUGCUGGUAACUGGUUAUAACCGGUUAAUUUUGUUCCUAUAAUUUUUUCAUGAAACUAAAGGCCAGAGGGUUUAUCACAGUAAUUUUUUGGAACUGCACCACUUCAUGAUGCCCGAAAAAAUGAAACACGUGCUUUGAUCCUGAAGGAAAAUGCUGCAUCAUACAUUUCUUUGCCUAAUUGUCUGUUGUGGAUGAAGCAUUCUUUGAAUGAAGACUUUUUUAACAACUAUGUAUAAUUAAUACAUGCAACCCCUGGCAAAAAUGAUGGAAUCACCACACUUGGAGGAUGUUCACCCAUCUUUUUUACUUCAUAGCAAAUAAUUACUGUGAUAAUAAUAAUUUAUUAAUAAAAAGAAUAUUAAUACAAAUUAUUAUUAAAAAUUAAUAAUAUUUUUUCCCCUCAACAUUGAGUGAUUCCAUAAUUUUUUCCUCUACUUGAUCUGGAAAAAAAUAUGCCAUUAAUUAAAAUAAUGUCAUUUUAAUUUGUUUGACGGAUGUUUCACGAAGCCAGAAUGUUCAGCUAUUAAACAAAAAUUGCUUUGUGUCAUAUCUGUCAUAUCUUUGUUUAUUUGCUACAAAGUAAAAAAUCUGGGUGAACAUCCUCCAAGUGUGGUGAUUCCAUCAUUUUUGCCAGGUGUUGUAUACAUGCACAGCUAAUCCAGACACAAGGAAAACAUUAUUAAAGUAAAAAGUAAAUUUCUCAGUUGUGUUCAAGUCUUCAGUGAAUUAUUGUUAGAUAUGAUGCAUUAAUACAUAUUUGAUGCUGUCGGGUUUUGACUCAGAAGCAGAUCUAUAAUUAAAAUUAUACUUAUCUGUUAAUUAACUGCUUAUGAUUUCUAGGCUGAUAAAUCCACCACACGGAAAAAAAUUAUUGCUUAUUUUUGCUUAUUUUGGUGAGUCAAGUGGCAUAUUUUGGGCUUGAUUUUCCAGAUCAUGUUGCUUGUUUCUCUUGCGAGAUCUGGCAAUGCUGCAAUUGGUAUUUCACUCACCCCUUAGAGCAGAGUACUUUCAUUUUAAAAAGAACAUUAUAAACCAUUCUUUUAUUUUGUUCUAACCGGUAACCUUUUGGAAAGGAGGCUGCGGAAUUCCAGAACCUGAACGAAAAAAUACUGUUGUUGCCCAGAAAGAACCAAAAUGAAAAACAUUUCAUUUUUAGUCCCUGUUUGAUAAAAGGGACACAGUAUGUUAACAUGGGCUAAGGUUAUGUUGUUGAUACCUAAAUAAUGUGCUGAAUGUACUGUUAUUUGUUAAUUCUUUUUUCUUUUUAAACGAUGUAGUUAUUUUUUUUUUUUUUCAUUCUUUGUGAAAUAAAUGGAAUGUGAUGCUUUUGUCACAACUCAUGCACAACUCUCUCCUUUGUAGUGCUUGGGAU
Messenger RNA from Myxocyprinus asiaticus (Chinese sucker), 2921 nucleotides. RefSeq names its product coiled-coil domain-containing protein 106-like. The transcript is spliced from 9 exons. The record is from RefSeq and is a predicted model, not a curated record. Lineage: Eukaryota; Metazoa; Chordata; Actinopteri; Cypriniformes; Catostomidae. Gene Ontology annotation, cellular component: nucleoplasm. Bases 69 to 1253 code for a protein of 394 amino acids.